CAAAGAUCGGCUGCUACCCUUUACUAAAUGCCAGACACAUUCUUUGCAACGAACGUUUCGCCCCGUUGACAACAGUGAGGAUGACCGUCCCUAUGUGUAUAUCUUACUGCGACUCAGUGCAUAGGGCCUUGUUUGCCACAUUAUCUGCGACAGACAGUUGCUGCUGUAGCAAUUCUGUGGCCGGUGCCAGGAAUGGAAUGCUGGAGUGGUGCAACAUCCCCUGCACAGGAUCUCCUUCUGUUGGUUGUGUGGGCAUGAUGUACAACAGUCCACGGGUGGCCACCUUCCAGUUAUCACGACUGCCAAGCUUCAAGAGAUGGCCCAGAGAAACCUUCACAAAAGCAGACUGGCUGGAACCCAUCUUUCCAG
This is a messenger RNA of Candidula unifasciata, 369 nucleotides long. Lineage: Eukaryota; Metazoa; Mollusca; Gastropoda; Stylommatophora; Geomitridae. The record is from the annotation of a GenBank genome assembly.